ACAGAGAGAGAGACAGACAGACAGACAGACAGACAGACAGACAGACAGACAGACAGUCAGACAGACAUGCACCACUGAGGCACAUGAACGGGAGGGGUUAACUGACCUGUGAAUAACUGCAUUGAUACCUUAUGACAUUUACCUGAUUUACAGCUAGCCUUACAAAGUCUACCUGCCACACUCACAAGUCACCUGUCCCGGUGUGCGUUAGAAGAGAUCUUCAGGGCUGGCUGCUGCUAACUGCAGAGAGCUGAAAUAGGUACCCAACACAAUGAAGAGGAUGGCUUCCCCUACUAGUCUGUUAUCAGAGAAUCAGUUCCAGUGUUCUGUCUGUCUGGAUGUGUUCACUGACCCAGUCACGACCCCAUGUGGCCACACCUUCUGCAUGGCCUGUAUCAGAGGGCUCUGGAAGAUCAGUUAUGGCUGUAAGUGCCCAACCUGUGAGAAUACCUUCACAGUUAGGCCCCAAAUCAGCAUCAACGUUGCAUUCAAAGAAAUCACCGAUCAAUUCAAGAGGAUUCAAGUUGGCGUCUCAAACCUAACUGUGGCUAAGCCUGGUGAGGUGGCCUGCGAUGUCUGUACCGGAGGGACGAUCAAGGCCCUCAAGUCCUGCUUGGUGUGUCUGACCUCUUACUGCGAGCCUCACCUGGAGCCUCACAAGAGAGUUGUUACGCUGAAGGUCCACAAACUGAUUGACCCUGUGGAGAAGUUGGAAGACAGGAUGUGUAAGAAGCACGAGAAGCUCCUGGAGUCGUUCUGUAAGACCGACCAGAUGUGUGUCUGUCAGUUCUGCACCGAGACGUGCCACAAGACUCACCACACAGUUGCUAUAGAGGAGGAGUGUGGGGAAAAGAAGGCUCAGAUAAAGAAGAUGGAGUCAGGAGUUCAGCAGAUGAUCCAGGCCAGACAGAAGAAGGUGGAGGAGAUCAAACAUUCAAUGGAACUCAGUAGGAUAACUUCUAAGAAAGAGAUGGAAGAUGGUGCACAGAUCUUCACCGCUCUGGUGAAAUCCAUCGAGAGAAGCCAGGCCGAGCUCAAUGAGGGGAUCGAGGAGAAGCAGUCAGCAGCAGAGAGGCGAGCUGAAGGGCUUGUCAAAGAGCUGGAGCAGGAAAUCACUGAGUUACAGAGGAGAAGCACUGAGCUGGAGCAGCUAUCAAUCACUGAGGACCACCUCCACCUCUUACAGAGUUUGCCAUCGCUGUGCACCACUCCACCCACCAAGGACUGGUCUGAGAUCAGUGUUGACUCUGACAUGUGUGUGGGGAAUGUGAGGAGAGCUCUAUCUCAACUAGAGGACACACUUAAGAAUGAGUUAGAGACCCUGAAAGAGAGAGAAUUUAAGAGGAUCCAGAAGUAUGCAGUGGACGUGACUUUGGACCCAGACACCGCACACCCCAACAUCGUCCUGUCCUCUGACUGCAAGCAGGCACGGCGCGGUGACAUGUUGCAGAUUCUCCCUGACAACCCCCAGCGCUUCGACCCGGUGCUUUGUAUCUUGGGGAAGAGAGGUUUCUCCAUUGGGAGGUUCUACUUUGAGGUUCAGGUGGGGGACAAGACCUACUGGGAUCUGGGCGUGGUCAGAGGGUCCGUCAACCGGAAGGGGAUGAUAACUUCGACCCCAGAGAACGGCUACUGGACCAUUAGGCUCAGAGGAGGGGAAGAGUACCGGGCCCUUGCAUCCCCCUCCAUUCUCCUCUCCCUGGGGGAGAAACCCCAGAAGGUUGGGGUGUUUGUGGAUUAUGAGGAAGGGUUAGUGUCCUUUUACGAUGUGGAGGCCAAGGCUCAUAUCUAUUCUUUCACUGGAUACUCCUUCACUGAAAGGCUCUAUCCAUUCCUCAGCCCCAGUGUUAGUGAUGAUGGUAAAAACUCAGCCCCAUUGGUCAUCUCCCCUGUCAAUCAUGAAGCUUAGGUUUCUGAUUUGCCUCUAACCAUUCCUCAGUUCCAGUAGGUGUGUUCAGCAGGACACAACGUUUUGGAACUUUCAGAUAUAAAUAUGCAAUGUAGAACACACGUGCCUCUCUGACAUGUAGAAUAACGGUUCACGUCAGCUCUAUUUAUGGCAUUUAUGGAUCAUUUUUUGGACCAGAGGAAAGAGUGCCUCCUACUGGACCUCUAUCACCACUUACAGCAGCAUCUGCUCUCCCAUUCAGGGAUUGACCAGGACCAACCCUGCUUAGCUUCAGCCAGCAGUGGGAUGCAGAGUGGUAUGCUGCUAGCCCCAUUGGUCAUCUCCCUUGUCAAUCAUGGUGUGCGACCAUGUAAAAUAACCUUGUGAUUAAAGACAAACAAGUCGCUUAAAUGUUUUGAUUGACAUUGCACUUAAUCUUGACCAGCUGUCUACAAAUUCUAAUAAAUGUAUUGUUUUAGAUUUUUCAAUUAAACUGUCUCUGAUAAAAGUUU
Molecule: messenger RNA, 2400 nt
Organism: Oncorhynchus nerka (sockeye salmon)
Lineage: Eukaryota; Metazoa; Chordata; Actinopteri; Salmoniformes; Salmonidae
Product: E3 ubiquitin-protein ligase TRIM39-like
Exons: 8
Coding region: 272-1909 (545 amino acids)
Molecular function (GO): protein binding; zinc ion binding
Source: RefSeq, a predicted model, not a curated record